AGUUCAAGUUUAAGCACGGUGCCCUGAGAUAAAGAGCACAAAGUACGUUAUGGGGCUGCCCCUUCCUCCUCAGCACGGCACACGUGACCACCCCGCCCACCGCACGUACCGUGACCCGACGUCCGGCGGUGGGAGAGCGGCAGAGCAGCAUGGCCGUCCUAGCCGCCGGCGCUUUGCUGCCGCUGCUGGCCGCGGGCCUGUUGGUGGCGCUGCUGGCGCUGGCCUACAAGCAGUUGAGCGGCUACCUGAGAAAAUGGGCCAUGAUGCAGCCCAUCCCGGCCGUCUGCCGCACCUACCCCUUUGUCGGAAACGCGCUGGAGUUGAAGACCGACGCUAUAGAAUUCUUCAAGCAAAUUCAGGGUUACACCGAUGUAUUCCGUGACGCGCCGCUGGUCAAACUCUGGCUGGGUACCGUGCCCUUCGUCAUUCUCUAUCACGCCGAGACUGUUGAGCCUAUCGUGAGCAACCCGGCCCACAUGGACAAAUCCGAUGUCUACAGCUUCCUCCAUCCGUGGCUCGGAACCGGUCUGCUCACAAGCACGGGCGCAAAGUGGCGGGAGCGGCGCAAGAUGCUGACCCCGACCUUCCACUUCAGCAUCUUGCAAGACUUCCUGGAAGUGAUGAACGAGCAGGCCCAGGUCCUGGUGGACAAGUUGGCCUCGCGGGCAGGCGCCGGCCCCUUUAACUGCUUCAAUUGCGUCACGCUCUGUGCCUUGGACAUCAUCUGCGAAACGGCCAUGGGAAAGAAAGUCUACGCUCAAAGCAAUUCCGAGUCCGAGUACGUCCAGAGCGUCUACAAGAUGAGCGAUAUCAUCAGUCGCAGACAGAGGGCGCCGUGGUUCUGGCCCGACUUGACGUAUAAAUACUUUGGCGAGGGCAAGUUGCACGACAGCACGCUCAAAACGCUGCAUUCCUUUACUUUGGAGGUGAUCCGCGAGCGGGCGCAGAGUCUGAAGCCGGAGGACGAGUCGGGGGGCCGGAAGAGGCGAGCGUUCCUCGACAUGCUGCUCCAAACCAAAGACCAGGACGGAAACGCUAUGAGCCAUCAGGACAUUCAGGAGGAAGUGGACACCUUCAUGUUCAGGGGCCACGAUACCACGGCGGCCUCCAUGAACUGGGCGCUUCACCUGCUGGGCUCUCAUCCCGACGUGUGCCGUAAAGUUCAACGCGAGCUUCAGGAAGUGUUCGGUGAGUCAGAACGCGUAGCUAGCAUGGAGGACCUCAAGCAGCUCAAGUACUUGGAGUGCGUCAUCAAGGAGGCCCUGCGUAUCUUUCCCUCGGUCCCUUUCUUCGCACGUAGCAUCCGCCAAGACACCAAAAUCAACGGUUUCACAAUACCCAGCGGCACCAACGCCGUAGUCCUCCCCUUCGCUCUCCACCGAGAUCCUCGCUACUUCCCCGACCCCGAGGAGUUCCGACCUGAGCGCUUCCUGCCGGAAAAUUCCACCGGAAGGCCGCCGUACGCAUACAUCCCCUUCUCCGCCGGCCUCCGCAACUGUAUAGGUCAGCGCUUCGCCAUCAUGGAGGAGAAGGUGGUGCUGUCGUCCAUUUUGCGGAAAUUUCACGUGAAAGCCCACCAGUCGCGCGAGCAGCUGAUUCCGACGGGCGGUCUCAUCUUGCGACCCGAAAGCGGCAUCUGGAUCCAGUUGGAAAAGCGUGCCUGAAAAAAACAAGCAUUUUUCAUUCUCAAGUAGUGCCGCAAGCUAAAACUAACCAGUGUAAACUAAAACAGCACAAUCGCAUCACAUUUUUUCUGCUCAAUUGUAAAGAUAUUCAAUGAUCUUAAUAUAUCAUUAACAAUAAAUGAAUGAAACUGUUGGUUGCCAUUGACAGCAAUAGACGUCUAAUCCCUAUGAAGUGAAUGAACAAACGAAUGUUAAUUUUCAUCCUGAGGAAAAUCACCACAGUUUCAGAAAAUUUUGAAACAUUUUUGGCAAAAACAAACAAAACAAAACUCCUAUUAUGAUAUCAUACAUUUUUCCUUUUUCAGUAGUGCUGCAAGCUAAAACUGUCCAUUGUAAACAAAAUCAGCACAAUUACAUAACACAAAUGUCCAUUUUCUUCCUUUGGAAAAUCACCAUUUUAGAAAAUACCAACAUUUUUGGCAAAAAAACCCCCAAAACAAAACAAAACUACAUUUUUGACCUUUUUACCUUUCAAAAUGAUCAUUUUUUUUUUAAAAAUGAAAAAGCCAAAAAAAUGGGGAAAAAAAUCUCAUUCAUCAUGAAAUAAAAGUAAAAUAUUUAUAGAUUUGACUAAAAAUCAGGAAAAAAAAAUAUAUAGAUAUAUUUUUUUAAUGAAUUAUUAAAGCUUCAAAUGGAUUGGACGUCUACUCAUUUCAUCUGACAGCUGAAGGACGACAUCAAUCAUCUUCAUUGUCCCUGAAAGGGUUCGUAUUGAUAUCGGAA
Molecule: messenger RNA, 2408 nt
Organism: Corythoichthys intestinalis (scribbled pipefish)
Lineage: Eukaryota; Metazoa; Chordata; Actinopteri; Syngnathiformes; Syngnathidae
Product: cytochrome P450 4V2-like
Exons: 11
Coding region: 150-1664 (504 amino acids)
Molecular function (GO): iron ion binding; heme binding; monooxygenase activity
Source: RefSeq, a predicted model, not a curated record